This is a messenger RNA of Lottia gigantea (owl limpet), 1596 nucleotides long. RefSeq lists its product as hypothetical. The record is from RefSeq and is a predicted model, not a curated record. The annotation marks the transcript as partial. Gene Ontology annotation, biological process: protein phosphorylation; intracellular signal transduction; receptor guanylyl cyclase signaling pathway. The transcript is spliced from 12 exons. NCBI's taxonomy places the organism in Eukaryota, Metazoa, Mollusca, Gastropoda, Lottiidae. Gene Ontology annotation, molecular function: protein kinase activity; peptide receptor activity; guanylate cyclase activity.
CAGAUUUUUGCCACAGUAGCUAUGUUAGAUGGUCAAUUAGUCGCUAUAAAACCAGUACAGAAACGUAGUUUAACAGUCACAGCAGAAGUAGUCCUAGAACUUAACUGGAUUCGUAGUUUGAAAUUUAAAGCAAUAAAUCCACUAAUCGGAGCUUGUGUAGAUCCUGGUAAGAUCUGUUUGAUCUGGGCUUAUUGUGGUAAAGGAAGUCUAGCUGAUGUGGUACAAAAUGAAGACAUAAAACUUGAUUGGAUUUUUAAGAUUUCGUUCAUCACCGAUAUUGUAAAGGGUAUGAUAUACCUACACGAUUCACCAGUCCAGUGCCAUGGUGGAUUAAAAUCCUCGAAUGUAUUAAUAGAUAACCAUUGGAGCUGUAAAAUUAGUGACAUUCAGACUCCGAUAUUCCGAUCAGGAGAAAAAACAUCAAUCUUGGGCACACAUCAGAUUAGCUGCAGAAAACUGUGGACAGCUCCAGAAGUUCUCAGGAACCCUAUAGCAUACCACCGUGGUUCCAAGAAAGCAGACGUGUUUGCAUUUGGUAUUAUACUCCAAGAACUAAUACUAAGGACGGGUCCCUAUGGGCACGAUGACAUCGAAGCUGAGGGUAAGCAAGCGUAUAUCAUCGAGAGGGUGCGAGAGUGUGGUGCUCCGCCAUAUCGUCCAGUGGUUGGAAAAGGUCUUGUUGCUGACUCGAUCACAGAGUUGAUGAGGUCAUGUUGGGAAGAGAAUCCAGUUGACAGACCAUCUUUUAAUCAAGUUGAAGAUGUGAUUAGAAAAGUGAAUAAGGGGAAAACAACCAACAUUAUUGAUCAGAUGGUUCAUAUGUUAUCGAAAUACGCCGACCAUUUGGAGGAACUGGUGGCUGAAAGGACCAAACAGCUGGAGGAUGAACAGAAGAAAACAGACGAACUUCUGUGUCGAAUGCUACCAGCAUCCAUAGCCAAUGAUUUAAAGAAGGGAAAAACAGUGUUACCUGCUUAUUUUGAUUCUGCCACAGUUUUCUUUAGUGAUAUUGUAGGUUUUACCAAGCUGGCGGCAGACAGCACUUCUUUCCAGAUUGUGGAUUUCUUAAAUCAACUUUAUACCACAUUUGAUAAUGUUAUUGAUAAAUACGAUGUAUAUAAGGUAGAAACGAUAGGUGAUGCCUAUAUGGUAGCUAGUGGUCUACCCGUACCUAAUGGUAAUAAACACGCUGGUGAAAUAGCCACUAUGGCUCUAGACUUAUUAACGUCGAUUUCUGCUUUUGAAAUUGAUCAUCAACCUCAUAAAAUACUUCAACUCCGAGUUGGCAUGCAUUCAGGGCCGGUAGCAGCAGGAGUGGUGGGGUUAAAGAUGCCAAGGUACUGUUUAUUUGGUGAUACAGUCAACACGGCAAGCAGGAUGGAAUCUUCAGGUUUAGCUUUAAGAAUACAUGUCAGUCCUGAAUGUAAAAUGGUUUUAGAUCAGCUAGGAGGAUAUCAACUAGAAGAACGAGGCUACGUGGAGAUGAAGGGCAAAGGUUCUAUAUUCACCUAUUUUUUAACGGGAAAAGAAGGUUUCAAAAAGCAGCUUCCAUCUCUAGACUUACAGGCGCCUUUAAGUGAACACACCUUUAAAUAA